Penicillium expansum is the source of this 1101-nucleotide messenger RNA. Its product is annotated as zinc-binding alcohol dehydrogenase family protein. The transcript has a single exon. The coding region runs from base 1 to 1101 and encodes 366 amino acids. The record is from RefSeq and is a predicted model, not a curated record. NCBI's taxonomy places the organism in Eukaryota, Fungi, Ascomycota, Eurotiomycetes, Eurotiales, Aspergillaceae. Gene Ontology annotation, molecular function: oxidoreductase activity, acting on NAD(P)H.
AUGGCUAGUCGCCCCCAAGGCCCCCUCGCCGUUGGACCUGCAGACUACACUCACCCUGAUGCUAAGCAGAUCGUUGUCAAAAACGCCGCUGUGGCAGUGAAUCCCCUUGACUGGGCAAAACAACACGUCGGCGACAAAAAAUGGGAAUGGAUCACCCUCUCAUUCAUCAUCGGCCAAGACAUUGCCGGAGAAGUCGUCGAGAUUGGAUCUGAAGUAACCCGCUUCAAAGUUGGUGACCGAGUCAUUGCCCACGCAGUGGGCUUCUACCUGUACGGGAACCGGGCUGCCGAGGGUGGGUUCCAACAUUACACCAUCGCACGCGAACACAUGGCCAGUCCGAUUCCUGAGGAGUUGUCCUUCGAAAGGGCAUGUGUCAUCCCCAUGUGUUGCUCUGCCGCCUCGUGUGCGCUCUACCAGAAGGGCUAUCUUGCCCUUGAUUACCCCACUGUUCCCGCGCAGCCAGUGAACAAAGAAUACAUUCUUAUUACGGGUGGUUCGACGGCAGUGGGGGGUAACGCGAUUCAGCUUGCCAAAUUUAGCGGGUACACAGUGGUGACGACGUGUUCGGAACGGAACUUUGCUCACGCAAAAGACCUUGGCGCGGACUUGGUCUUCGAUUAUAAUAGUCCCACUCACGAGGCUGAUAUCGCGGCAGUCUUGCAAGGCCAGAAGGUUGCUGGUGCAUUCGCCGUUGGACCCAGUUCGGUGGAGUUAUGUAUUCAUGUGCUGGGUCAGCUGGGCGAUGAGUGUCGCAAGUUUGUUGUGAAAGCCAGCUUUCCAUGGCCGAAGGACGACCCGAAGGAUGAUGAGGAGUAUUGGGCUUAUAUGAAGUGGGUGGAUGAGUGGAACCAGGGUAUCAAGGCCAUGGCGGAUGAGGUGGGAAUUGAGACAAAGUAUGUCGAAGGUGCGGAACUAGGCAGAAAUGAGGUUAGCCAAGUAGUUUACGUGGAUUUUCUGCCCACGGCCCUGGCAAAGGGAACGUAUGUGGCUGCUCCAGAACCGCAGGUUGUUGGGUAUGGGUUGGAGAGCAUUCAACAAGCUCUUGAGAUUCAGAAGAAGGGGGUCAGUGCAAAGAAAGUUGUUGUGAGCUUGGAGGAGUAG